This is a messenger RNA of Pipistrellus nathusii (Nathusius's pipistrelle), 1155 nucleotides long. The record is from the annotation of a GenBank genome assembly. Lineage: Eukaryota; Metazoa; Chordata; Mammalia; Chiroptera; Vespertilionidae.
AUGAAGGUCACGGCGCUCGACGGGCGCCAGCUGCGCAAGAUGCUGCGCAAGGAGGCGGCGGCGCGCUGCGUGGUGCUGGACUGCCGGCCCUACCUGGCCUUCGCCGCCUCCAGCGUGCGCGGCUCCCUCAACGUCAACCUCAACUCGGUGGUGCUGCGGCGGGCGCGCGGCGGCGCCGUGUCGGCGCGCUACGUGCUGCCCGACGAGGCGGCCCGCGCGCGGCUGCUGCAGGAGGGCGGCGGCGGCGUGGCGGCCGUGGUGGUGCUGGACCAGGGCAGCCGCCACUGGCAGAAGCUGCGCGAGGAGAGCGCCGCGCGCGUCGUGCUCACCUCGCUGCUCGCCUGCCUGCCUGCCGGCCCGCGGGUCUACUUCCUCAAAGGGGGAUAUGAGACCUUCUACUCGGAAUAUCCUGAUUGUUGCGUGGAUGUCGAACCCAUCUCCCAAGAGAAGAUGGAGGCUGAGAGAGCGCUCAUCAGCCAGUGUGGGAAGCCAGUGCUCAGCAUCAGCUACAGGCCAGCCUAUGACCAGGGCGGCCCAGUUGAAAUCCUCCCGUUCCUCUACCUUGGAAGUGCCUACCACGCAUCCAAGUGCGAGUUCCUCGCCAACCUGCACAUCACGGCCCUGCUGAAUGUCUCCCGGCGGACCUCCGAGGCCUGCACGAGCCACCUACACUACAAGUGGAUCCCCGUGGAAGACAGCCACACGGCUGACAUUAGCUCCCACUUUCAAGAAGCAAUAGACUUCAUUGACUGUGUCAGGGAAAAGGGAGGCAAGGUCCUGGUGCACUGUGAGGCUGGGAUCUCCCGCUCACCCACCAUCUGCAUGGCUUACCUCAUGAAGACCAGGCAGUUUCGCCUAAAGGACGCCUUCGAUUACAUCAAGCAGAGGAGGAGCGUGGUCUCACCCAACUUUGGCUUCAUGGGCCAGCUCCUGCAGUAUGAGUCUGAGAUCCUGCCUUCCACGCCCACCCCCCAGGCCCCCUCCUGCCAAGGGGAGGCGGCCAGCUCGUCCUUCAGAGCCCAUUUGCAGACACUGAACCCUGAUGUGCAGGGUUCCUACUAUGCAUUCCCUACCUCGGUGCUGGCGCCAUUGCCCGCCCACUCGACGGUCUCAGAGCUCAGCAGGAGCUCCAUGGCCACAGCCACAUCCUGCUAA